Molecule: messenger RNA, 1590 nt
Organism: Ambispora leptoticha
Lineage: Eukaryota; Fungi; Glomeromycota; Glomeromycetes; Archaeosporales; Ambisporaceae
Source: the annotation of a GenBank genome assembly
AUGGAUGAUAAUAAAACAAAUAAACGUGGAAACGAAGUUUCAUCAAAUUUGCAGAAACAAAGGGUUCAUUUUGGAAGCAUUGAAGAAACUGAAAAACAAGCUCGAAAGAAAGCCACUUCUGAAAUUAAAGCACAAGAAACUAAUAGUGGGAUAUCUUUAGAAGAUUUGGCUGAAGAUACUACAUUUGAACAUAAUGAAUCCUCGAAAAGAGCCCGCGAGGAUCAUCAAGCCAUAUUAGAUGAGUUUGAGCGGAAAAAACGUGCUCGAACUCUUGCUGUUCCAACUGAUGAUGGCCGCGUUAGAGCCAAACUUCGAGAAUUGAAUGAACCACAAUGUUUGUUUGGAGAAGGACCAGGAGAUCGACGUGAUCGAUUACGAUAUUUAUUGUCCAAACUUGAAGGCACAGAAGUAAUGCCAGACGAAGAUGAAACGUCUGAAUCUGAAUCUGAAGAAGAGAAAGAGGAAGAAUUUUAUACUCUCGGCUCACCGGCUCUAUUGGAUGCAAGACGUUGGGUGGCACGUUAUUCUCUUCCAAGAGCAAGGGAUCGUCUCAAACGGCAACGAAUUGAAUACGACCUACCAUUGCCAAAACUAAAAUCAAUCAGAAAAGAUUUAUAUGCAGAACUGAAGUCUUACACGAAUAUUAGCUCGCAAAUUGGCGAUGAUAGACCAAUGUCACAAUGUAUAUUUUCUCCUGAUUGUCAAUUAUUAGCCACUGGAUCUUGGUCUGGUCUAUGUAAAAUAUGGCAAGUUCCAAGCUGUGAUGCCAUUGGAACAUUAAAAGGUCAUACCGACCGUAUUGGUGGAAUUGCGUGGCAUCCUCAAGCUACUAUUUCAAUAGGAAAGGAAAGUCUUAACUUAGCCUCGGGGUCAGCUGACUGUUUAAUUCAUUUGUGGUCUCUUUUAAGCGAGACACCAAUCAAAACGUUAAAAGGGCAUGUUGCAAGGGUCUCAAAAAUUGACUUUCAUCCUUCUGGCAGAUUUCUUGGAAGUGCUAGCUAUGAUACAACGUGGCGUCUAUGGGAUGUUGAAACUAGUGUAGAAUUGUUACUUCAAGAAGGUCAUGCUCGUGAAGUAUGCGCAAUUCGAUUUCAAAAUGAUGGCGCUCUUGUUGCAACAGGGGGUAGAGAUGCUAUUGGCCGCGUUUGGGAUUUACGAACUGGCAGAUCAGCUAUGGUAUUAGAAGGCCACGUGGAAGAAAUAUUUGCGACUGACUUUUCCCCUAAUGGAUAUCAAGUAGCGACUGGAAGCGCAGAUAACACAAUACGAAUUUGGGAUAUGCGUGUUCUGCGUUCAGUUUACACCAUUCCAGCACAUAAAUCACUUGUAUCCAAUGUACGAUUUUUUCAUGGCUCCCCACAACUAGUGAAGGAGGAACUGUUAAACGAGAACGGUGAAGUUACUAAACCCACGAUUUCGGGACUUUAUAUGGCAAGUAGUGGAUUCGAUGGUGUGGUUAAUAUUUGGUCGUCGGAUGAUUGGAAUUUACUCAAAACAUUGGCUGGGCAUGAUGGUAAGAUCAUGGAUGUUGAUGUGUCUUCAGACAAUAAAUUAAUAGUUUCUUGUGGCUCUGAUCGCACAUUCAAAUUG